UAGGGUUAACGUUUAUUAUUUGUUUUCAAAAUGCUGCAAACAAAUCGAGUCCUUCAAAAAGAGCAGGCUGAACUAUUUGCUAUCCAGAAGAAACUCGACCGAGUGCUCCCCGUCAUUCAGGAGGCAUUAAACUCACUAAAGGUAGAGGAGCUGCAUCUUAAAUCUCAGUUGGUGGGCCAGCAGAACCCAAAAACGCAGUGCUCCCCUGGAAGGGAUCCCCUCCACAUAGAUCUGUCGGUGGAACAGUCCCCAAUCACAACUGUGAUGGAGUCCCAGCUCGUCAACAGCCAGCAAAUAGACCUGGAUCUCGUAAGCCAAAUGAGGCAUUAUGAGGAGGAAGUCGACUCGGAUUGAAAUUGUUAUUAAGGCUGGAACUUCACCAGAAAACGUACAUGUUGGGUGCAUAAAAAUAUAGACAAUAUAGUACAAAAA
Drosophila mauritiana is the source of this 432-nucleotide messenger RNA. RefSeq lists its product as uncharacterized. Gene Ontology annotation, cellular component: nucleus. Bases 31 to 354 code for a protein of 107 amino acids. Gene Ontology annotation, biological process: transcription initiation at RNA polymerase III promoter; transcription by RNA polymerase II. The record is from RefSeq and is a predicted model, not a curated record. The transcript is spliced from 2 exons. NCBI's taxonomy places the organism in Eukaryota, Metazoa, Arthropoda, Insecta, Diptera, Drosophilidae.